UAUCUAACCAGACAUAAUGGUGGGCACAUCUCCCAACCUUCAAGCAAACUUAAGCCAAGUUUUCAUAGUGGAAAGCUCAUAAAAUCUAAGACAAGCUCAAGGCCAAACACGCAGAGAGAGAAACACAAACUGAUCAUCCAAGAAUGGGAAAGUCCCGGAAUUGGUUUGGGAUUGUUCGGAAAAAGCUUUUUGGAUCGUUGUCUCCUCAAGAAACCAUCAUUGUCUUCCACACAAACAACACCAGCACAAGCUUAUUCACUGAAGAAACUAGAACUCCUAGAGCAGUAGCAGAUAACAAUGAAGACACCAAAUCAGAAGUUGGCAAUGAUGUGGCCUUGUCUAAAGAGGACAUUGCAGCCACCAAGAUCCAAGCAUUUUUCAGGGGUCAUCUUGCAAGAAGGGCAUUUCGGGGAUUGAAGAGCCUGGUGAAGCUACAAGCAGUGGUACGAGGGGUGUGCGUGAGAAGACAGGCUCGUAUAGCCUUACAUUGCAUGCAUGCACUUGCUCGCUUGCAGAUCACAGUCCGAGCACGCCAACUCCUCACUGGAUCAAACUCAUAAUUCUUGGUUCAUAAUUUCAAAAACAACUUUCUAUUUUGUAAAUCAUUUUUUUCUUGGGAAAACCCACAAUGUGCUUCCUAAUUCCUCAUUAUGUAUAUGCUUCUAUUGCUAUUGAUACUCCUAUUGAAGUAAAUGAAGUUUUGUUUGAUCGAAUUUGGUCCUUUCUUCAUCGUUUGAUCUUCUAUUUAUAAGUAAGCUUUUCAACUUUCAAAAUAACAAUCCCCGUCUCC
Molecule: messenger RNA, 790 nt
Organism: Camellia sinensis
Lineage: Eukaryota; Viridiplantae; Streptophyta; Magnoliopsida; Ericales; Theaceae
Source: RefSeq, a predicted model, not a curated record